UCCCGAGGGCAGGCUGCAGCUUCCAAGCUUGUGCCUGCACCCGGGGCACGGAGUGAUUCCUAUUGGGGCUCGGAGAACUUAGAUCCCAGCAAACCUUGCCCGCCUUAGCUAGAAAUCAUAGCUCACGCCCAUCCAGCGCACUCCAGCCUAGAGCCCCAGACCGGAGCCAAGAGGCUGUGACACGCGCCCCCCUGCCCGCAGAAGGUGAAGUUGGUGCCACGUGCUGGGUGAUCCAGAAGGGCGGCCGGCCCUUGGCACAGUGGGCACUAAUACCAGGAACUGUAAGAAAUUGCCCACAGUCGGAGGAAACAUAAAGCUGAGACUAUGGGAAUCCUGGCUGAGACUCCUACUCUUACUUGCUGUGUGCCCUUGAGUCGUGAGCAUGCUGCGCUUCCUGGUACCUGUGCCCCGACUGCUCUGCCUCUAUGGCAGGACUGCCCCAUACUCUUCAGCAGCCGCCCUCCCCAGCCCCAUCCUGAAUCCAGACAUCCGCUACAACCAGCUGUUCAUCAACAAUGAGUGGCAAGAUGCAGCCAGCAAGAAGACCUUCCCAACAGUGAACCCCACCACGGGAGAGGUCAUUGGCCACGUGGCUGAAGGGGACCGGGCUGAUGUGGAUCGGGCUGUGAAAGCAGCCCGUGAGGCCUUCCGCCUGGGGUCUCCGUGGCGCCGGAUGGAUGCUUCAGAGCGGGGCCGGCUGCUGAACCGCCUGGCUGACCUUGUGGAGCGGGAUCGUGUCUACCUGGCCUCACUGGAGACCUUGGACAACGGGAAGCCUUUCCAGGAGUCUUAUGUCUUGGACCUGGAUGAAGUCAUCAAAGUAUACCGGUACUUUGCUGGCUGGGCCGACAAGUGGCACGGCAAGACCAUCCCUAUGGAUGGCGAGCAUUUCUGCUUCACCCGGCACGAGCCUGUUGGUGUCUGUGGCCAGAUAAUCCCAUGGAACUUCCCCUUGGUCAUGCAGGGCUGGAAGCUCGCCCCAGCACUUGCCACAGGCAACACUGUGGUCAUGAAGGUGGCAGAGCAGACCCCCCUUUCUGCCCUGUACUUGGCCUCCCUCAUUAAAGAGGCGGGCUUUCCCCCUGGGGUGGUGAACAUCAUCACUGGCUACGGCCCGAUGGCAGGAGCAGCCAUCGCCCAGCACAUGGAUAUUGACAAAGUUGCCUUCACCGGCUCCACUGAGGUGGGCCACCUGAUCCAGAAGGCGGCUGGCGAUUCCAACCUGAAGAGAGUCACCCUGGAGCUGGGCGGGAAGAGCCCCAGCAUCGUGUUGGCCGACGCUGACCUGGGCCAUGCUGUGGAGCAGUGCCACGAAGCCCUAUUCUUCAACAUGGGCCAGUGCUGCUGUGCAGGCUCCCGGACCUUCGUCGAAGAAUCCAUCUACGAUGAGUUUCUCGAGAGAACCGUGGAGAAGGCUAAGCAGAGAAGAGUCGGGAACCCCUUUGAGCUGGACACUCAGCAGGGGCCCCAGGUGGACAAGGAGCAAUUCGAACGAAUCCUGAGCUAUAUCCGGCUUGGCCAGAAGGAGGGGGCAAAACUUCUCUGCGGUGGGGAGCGUUUGGGGGAGCGUGGUUUCUUCAUCAAGCCCACGGUCUUUGGUGGUGUGCAGGAUGACAUGAGGAUCGCCAGAGAGGAGAUCUUUGGGCCUGUGCAGCCCCUGUUUAAAUUCAAGAAGAUGGAGGAGGUGAUCGAGAGGGCCAACAAUACCAGAUAUGGCUUGGCUGCCGCCGUGUUCACUCGGGACCUGGACAAGGCCAUGUACUUCACACAGGCACUCCAGGCUGGCACAGUGUGGGUAAACACCUACAACAUUGUCACCUGCCACACGCCAUUUGGAGGGUUUAAGGAAUCUGGCAAUGGGAGGGAGCUGGGGGAGGAUGGGCUAAAGGCCUACACCGAGGUGAAGACAGUUACCAUCAAGAUUCCUCAGAAGAACUCAUAAGAAUGGCCAACACAGAGACCUUCCUCCAGUCCAGGAAUUCCAUAAUCACCUAGACCAGCGGUUGCCAAAUCAUUUUUUAGCCCCAGCCCCCACUUUAUUUGUCCCAAAUGAACUCUUUGAGGGAAGCUCACCAAAUAAAGCAAUUGAAAUGAGA
This is a messenger RNA of Leopardus geoffroyi (Geoffroy's cat), 2096 nucleotides long. RefSeq names its product aldehyde dehydrogenase 1 family member B1 (gene ALDH1B1). Gene Ontology annotation, molecular function: aldehyde dehydrogenase (NAD+) activity. Lineage: Eukaryota; Metazoa; Chordata; Mammalia; Carnivora; Felidae. The coding region runs from base 383 to 1942 and encodes 519 amino acids. The transcript is spliced from 2 exons. The record is from RefSeq and is a predicted model, not a curated record.